This is a messenger RNA of Saccharomycopsis crataegensis, 4086 nucleotides long. RefSeq names its product chromatin segregase YTA7 (gene YTA7). The transcript has a single exon. Bases 1 to 4086 code for a protein of 1361 amino acids. Gene Ontology annotation, biological process: positive regulation of transcription by RNA polymerase II. Lineage: Eukaryota; Fungi; Ascomycota; Saccharomycetes; Ascoideales; Saccharomycopsidaceae. Gene Ontology annotation, cellular component: nucleus. The record is from RefSeq and is a predicted model, not a curated record. Gene Ontology annotation, molecular function: ATP binding; histone binding; ATP hydrolysis activity.
AUGGGAAGCAAAAGAAGACGUCAUGGAUCUGGCGACUCUAGACUGAGCAAGUCUGCUCUGGGUCAUCGCUUGCGGCUGCGUAGCCAAGUAUCAUAUCGUGAGUCUGAUUUUGAAGAAGAGCUUUCAGAUGAGCUGGAUAGCCAAGAAAGUCUUCUGGAAACUUCCAAUGAUGGUGGGAAUGAUGUCUCUGAAGAUGAGUCUCAGCCAUCAUUCCCUGUGAAACUCAAAUUGCCUUCUCAAAAGAAGGUUACUGACAAUGAUAAUAAUAAAGUAGAAGUUGACGAAGGUGAUCAUGAACAAGAGGAGGAGGACGACGAUGAGGAAGAAGAAGAAGAAGAAGAAGAAGAAGAAAUACAAUUAAAUAAUAGAGCUUCAAGACGUGCAAGAUCUAUACCGAAGAAUGUCGAACAGCGUGAUGGUGAUGAUGAUGAAUAUCUCGAAGACGAGGAUGAUCAAGAAGACGAUGAUGACGCCAGUGAAGGCGAAUCUGAGCUUGAGCGCAUGGUAGAUAAGGAGAAUGAUAGAAAUUUCAUUGCCAGUGAGGAUGAUGACGAUAUUGCUCCACGUCGUAAAAGAAGGCUCAAGAGAAAGAGACUGAAAAAACGGAAAAUCCUGAAACUGAAAAGACUAAAAGAAACCUCAGCGAAUGAAAGCGAUGAAUCAUAUAAAGACGAAGAUGACGAUGAUGCUCAUAUGAGUGUUGAUCAAGACUCGCUAGCUGAAGAAUUGGAAGACUUAAAAAGCUCGCCAGAGUCUCUGCCCCCAAGAAAGAAUUUGCGCGAACGUAAGAAUGUCAAUUAUCAAAUCCCGCCACCUUUAGAUACCAUCAAUUUGGAGGACGGGUUCGGUCAUAGCAAUGGUCAUGGGAUGGGUGCUACCAAUGGGUUCGGACCAAAUUCUUGGGAACCACCUGCCCGUAAUCGUGUACCUCGCUCUUCAGCUGGUCUCAAUAAAGGGUUAUUUUCUGUGGCUGGCCCAUUCGGUGGCAAUGACAUCGUGCCUAUCUUUGGCUCCAACGCUCCUCAAGAUCUUGGUAUUGGGGCAGGAAACGACUCUUCUUCUGAUGAUGAUGAAGGGUUUGUUACUCGUCCAUAUGAUGCGGCCACGGGGGGUGUUAACAAGGUAUCAUCAAAUAAUGUAUCAUCCACUGGUAUUGUCAAGAAAAAUAAGAGCGCCUUAGCAGAUGCUGAUCCUCUUGGGGUGGAUACUAAUAUCGAUUUUAAGGCAGUUGGUGGUCUUGAUCAUUACAUCGAUCAACUCAAAGAAAUGGUGGCAUUACCUUUGCUAUACCCCGAAGUGUAUACCAAAUUUGGGAUCACACCACCAAGAGGAGUGUUAUUUCACGGUCCACCAGGUACUGGUAAAACUUUGAUGGCUCGAGCUCUUGCUCUGAGUUGUUCUACCGAAGAACGAAAAAUAACUUUCUUCAUGAGAAAGGGUGCCGACUGUUUAUCGAAAUGGGUCGGUGAGGCUGAAAGACAAUUGAGACUUUUAUUUGAAGAAGCCAAGAAACAACAACCUUCAAUUAUUUUCUUUGAUGAAAUUGAUGGUCUUGCUCCAGUCCGUUCGUCAAAACAAGAACAGAUCCACGCGUCUAUUGUCUCCACAUUGUUAGCGCUUAUGGAUGGCAUGGAUGGCAGAGGUCAAGUUAUCGUUAUUGGUGCCACAAAUAGACCCGAUGCCAUUGAUCCAGCACUUCGGAGACCAGGAAGAUUUGACAGAGAAUUCUAUUUUGCAUUGCCAGAUAUUGAAGCAAGAUUAACGAUCCUCAAUAUUCAUACGAAAAAAUGGAACCCUCAACCUCUGGAAAAAUUAAUUCGCAAGUUGGCAACCUUGACUAAAGGGUAUGGUGGUUCUGAUAUUAGAGCUUUAUGCACUGAGGCGGCAUUGAACAGUAUCAAACGGAAAUUCCCUCAAAUAUAUGAUUCCAGCAAAAAAUUGGUGAUAAACCCCGACGAAAUCAAAGUCCAUGAGGUUGAUUUUAUGAACGCCCUCGAUAAAAUUGUUCCGUCCAGUUCUAGAUCAACUGCAAAUCCUUCUAAUCCUAUCCCAGAGCAUUUAGAACCUUUGCUUCGCAAUGACUAUAAUCAAGUUACCGCUAGGUUGAAGCAGUUGGUUUCCAAAAAGAAGGAAGGAUUUCUCAGUAUGGAAGAUGAUUCUGAUGAAGAUGAGGAAGCGGUUGCCCAAAAGCAACAACUUGAAAAUAAAUUUGGGAUGACAAAACAUGAUCUUUUCAAGAAACUUAGUUCAUCAAGAGUUUUCAAACCGAGAUUGCUCAUUAGUGGUAAACCAGGCAUGGGCCAGAAAUAUUUGGGGUCAGCAGCAUUGAAUUAUUUGGAAGGUUUCCAAGUCCAAUCGCUUGAUCUUGGAACCCUUUUCAGCGAGUCAGGACGUACCCCGGAAGCGGCGAUCAUACAAAUGUACCUUGAAGCGAAAAGAAACCAACCGUCGGUGCUUUUCAUCCCAAACCUUGAAAUUUGGCUACAAUCAGUUCCAGAGAGCGCCAAAUCCACCCUUGAAGGUUUACUUCGCUCUACCAGUAGUUCUGAAAGAAUUUUACUAUUGGGUCUCUGCGAGGUUGAUCCCUCGGAUGAGACAUUGCAAUCCCAGCUUGAGAUUGAUCUGGCAAGGUUUUUUGGGGUUGGUAGUGCGAAUGUAUAUAUGAUUGACUCCAUAGAAGAAAAACAACGAGAAGAAUUUUUCAAGUUCCUUUGGGCAUUUUUACAAACCAGGCCGGUUUUUGAAGAGCUCAACGUUGAUGAUCCAAAGUACAAAAAGUUUCAAGAAAUUAAACAUUAUAAAAAGACUGAGAAAUUGGCAAUUGCCACCACUGCUCCUAUAUCAUCUGAACAAAAGGAUGCGGAGAUUAAAUCUCAACAAAAGCAGCAGCAGAAAGCUUUGAAACAACAGCACAAAUCAGAUGUCAGGCUCAAAAAUUUGGUGAAAAUCAAACUCUCAACGAUAAUGGAAAUAUUUAAGGCUCGUUAUAAGAGAUUCAAGAAACCGGUAAUCCCAUUACAACAAUUAGCCCAUUUAUUCGAACCAAGUAUUCUUCCACUCGAUGCGCCGCCACCACAGUACUCAAAAGAUGGGGACACGAUUCUUGAUACCUAUACUGGUUGCCGUUUCUACAAUAUGGAACUUGAUACUAUUGAAGAACGACUCUGGAACGGAUUCUAUUCGGAACCAAAACAAUUUCUCAAAGAUGUGGAGAUGAUUUAUCAAGAUGCUAAAAAUAUAGGUGAUAGAGAAAGAUCAUUGAAAGCCAGUGAAUUAUUUGUUAAUGCUCAAGUCAGCAUUGAAGAAUUAUUCACUAGUGACUUGAUUGAUCAAUGCAAAGAAAUGCGACGUAGGGAAUUGGACAGACAAAAACAAUACGAAAAAAAAGUGAAAGAAUUGCAAGAUAAAAUUACCACUGCCACUGCGGUUGAAUUGACUGGCGGCAAGAAUGAGAAUUUAGAAUCCGACAAAUCCGAAAACAUUGACGGUGUGAAUUGUCAUAAAAUGAAUGAUGACGAAGUUGCUGAUCAAGAUACUGAGUCCAAACAUGAGGCAGAUCAAGCAGAUGAAUCACAUGAUGGGAAAAUAGUUUCGACAGAAUCAAUUACCCAACAGAAUUCUACAGAGCAGCAGCUGUCUGUUGCGGAAAGCGAUAGCAAUGGCUCUGAAUCAGAUUCUAAAGGAAAUGCCGAUUCUGAUACCCCGAUGUUGACAAAUAGUGAAGUUACUUCUUCGGCUGUCAAUGCUGAAGAUACGGAAACCAAGGCCAGUGAAGAACAAGAACCGGUCAAGAGGUUCACUGACGAGGAACUUGAAGAGUAUGAUUUGUACCUUAACAAACUCGAAGCCAAUAAGAGCCGGGAAAUUGAGCUUGAUUCGGAUUAUUUGGCGAAAGUUCAACGCAAGUUAUUUGAACAAACUGAUGGUUUCUCCAUUGAAGAAUUAGAACUUAUGAAUUCUUUAAUCAGUGAAAUUAUUUGGCAAAACAAACAUGAAUGGGAUCGUAAUAAGGUUUUAAAGUUGAUCGAGAAGAAGAUUAAGCAUGUCGUUAAGGUCAUUACUCGUCAACGGAGUGAUGUGGAUUGA